UGAAAAGGAAAAACAAGCAUUCAGGGUAAGCAUCCCCGUAAAAAGCUUUAAUGGGCUAUGACAAAUCUUUGUCAGAAAAUACAAGAGAUUCUAAUUCACCGUUGAAAAGAAGAAUUUUUACUGAGAAAACAAACAACAAAUGGCGCGGUUUCUCACCAAAGUUUCUUCUUCUUCUCUAUUGCGCUCUUUAGCAGCAGCUGAACAGGAAUACAAAAAUGGAAUUUUUAUGUCAUUAUCAUCCCAAUUUUGCAACUUCUCCUCUAAAAGCCUCAGCUAAGCAGAAGUCCAAGUCUAAGUCUGGUUCAGGGAGUUUAACCAAGGAAGAUGCAGCACUGCAACCAGCGUUGUUUAAGUCGAAGUCUAAGACUAAAUCUAGUGCAGGGAGUUUACCUAAGGAAGAUAUCGCAUUGAAGCCAGCCUUGCCCAAGUCCAAGGCGAAGUCUAAGUCUGGUGCAGGGGAUCUAGCAAAGCAAGAUAUAGCAUUACGGCUAAGCUUGUCUAAGUCUAAGCCUAAGGCUAAGUCUGGUGCAGGGAAACUGCCGAAGGAAGAUAUAGCUUUGCAACAAGCUUUGGAUAAGAUAAGUGCCUCUUUUGGGAAAGGAGCUAUCAUGUGGCUAGGUAGGCAAGAUACUCCAAAGACUGUUCCUGUGGUGUCUACAGGGUCUUUUGCUUUGGAUAUGGCACUGGGCGUUGGUGGACUCCCAAAGGGGCGUGUAGUCGAAGUGUAUGGUCCAGAGGCUUCAGGAAAAACAACUCUUGCUCUUCAUGUAAUUGCUGAAGCCCAGAAGCAAGGAGGUGUUUGUGCUUUUUUUAAUGCUGGGCAUGCACUUGAUCUCGGACUAGCUGAGGCAAUUGGUGUCAAUACAACAAAUUUGCUUCUCUCGCAACCUGACAGUUGUGAGCAAGCUCUUAGUCUCGUGGACACCCUAGCCAGGAGUGGUUCCGUCAGGGUUGUUGUUGUGGACAGUGUUCCACCUGUUCUCCCAGAAGGUGAACUUGAUGGUGAGAUGAGGAAUCUAGACAUGGCCGUACAAGCAAGACUGAUGAGCCAGUUACUUAGGAGGUUGAGCCAUUCUUUAUCACUCUCUCAGACAAUUUUGAUAUUUAUUAACGAGGUCUCGUCGCAUCAAGAAGUUAGUUCACUGGGUACUGCAUUGAAGUUCUAUGCAUCUGUCCGGUUAAAUAUGAAAAAGAUUGGCCUUGUAAAAAAGGCAGAAGAUGUAAUGACUUGUAGCUGUUAUUUGAAUACAAAACAGUGCUUGAAUAACAAGAAUAGGCUGAACAGAACACCCAAGACAGUUUUCAGAUAAACCUGAAUAGAAACUUCGUUCUGUAGCUGAAGUCCCUUGUAUAAAGAAAAACCUACUUUUGUUUUUGCUAAUGUGAGUUUUAUGUCAUCAUGUUCUUGAAUAGACUGUUGGAAGCCAAGUACUUGUGAAUGUUGUGAAGAAUAAACAUGCUCCUCCGUUUAAGGCUGCCCGGUUUGAGCUUGAAUUUGGUAAGGGGAUAUCCCGCGAGGGGGAGCUUGUAGAGUUGGGCUGCAAACACGAGCUUGUUGCCAAAUCAGAAGAUGGUUUCUACAGUUUCAACGAUCAGAGCUUUCGUGGGAAAGAUGCUCUCAAGAACUAUUUAGCUCAGAACCUUCAAGUACUAGAAGAACUCACGGUAAAGCUACGGGAAAAGGUAUUGCAGACUGAUGCCAAAGAUGAAGAAGCAGCUGAGGCUUGAGAGGAGGUAGAUAUCUUGGUUGUAUCAGCAGAAAGCUUCAUUAUUGAGAUGGGCGAAGACAUGUCUGCCUUCAAAUUCAGAAUGGCUAGGGCCAGAAGCUUCAGUAAAGUUGCUAAGUUGAUAAGGUGGCUACAGACAUUAAGAACUUGGGAAUUGGGAUGUGGCCAGUAACAAUUUCUUUUCAGUGCGGAUGGGUACUUAUUUGUUCUGACUUGCUCAACUCACCUGUAUCUGUCACCUGUGGGUCUGACUCGUAUAAGCAUGAUCACUGUUAAUCUGAUUCUACCCUCUGACUUGAAAAAUAUGUUUAUGAUUUCGAGUCAGAUCAACUGCGCAAAUAUGAGAUACACUAGCCAGACUUCAUGUCAGAAGGCUCAAAUAUUAGAUAUAUCAGUCAGACUUCGAGUCGGAUGUCAUAAGCUGUAAAUAGUU
Papaver somniferum (opium poppy) is the source of this 2160-nucleotide messenger RNA. RefSeq names its product DNA repair protein recA homolog 3, mitochondrial-like. Gene Ontology annotation, molecular function: ATP binding; ATP-dependent DNA damage sensor activity; single-stranded DNA binding. The record is from RefSeq and is a predicted model, not a curated record. Lineage: Eukaryota; Viridiplantae; Streptophyta; Magnoliopsida; Ranunculales; Papaveraceae. The transcript has 7 exons. Gene Ontology annotation, biological process: DNA repair. Bases 216 to 1310 code for a protein of 364 amino acids.